CUCGGUGUCUUGGUCAACGCUUUCAGCUGGCUUAUUCGUCGCCCAACUGCCCGCAGCCAACAGCUACCCUCUCAACACCAACAGCAGCAAUAGCGGCUAACUAUCUCUGUCGUGGUAUUUUUGCGUUUAGCGUGCGUUUUACUUUUCGGAUGCUCGAAUUGUCAUUCAUCGUUCGGUCAUUGCGAUCAGCGUUGCUUCAUCUGCCCACUAAUUAUACUGGAUAUUACUUUUAUCCGUUACAUCUGUAUCUAUCCGUGCGUGUCUAUCCGAGAUUGCGACGAUUUGUCGGAUCGCUGAUUCUUCGAGGACUGUUGUCGUAUCGAACAGAAGUCUGGGAGAUUGCAUAUUGCCACUUGGAUACGAGCAAGUCCGUAAAAUCUUGGAAAGUCCGUCACAGUUUUGUAAGUUCCGUUAUAUUCACGACGACUCAGAAAAAAAGUUGAUUGAUCCCUUCUUUGAGUGUUCUGUGAGACCAUCGAGCAGGCAAGAAAUGGCUCUUGUCGGUGCACCCUCGAGAAUUAAUCGCAGUGAUACCAGAUUGACCGUGGAAAGCAUCACUUUUAGCAGCAACUUGACGACUCCUUCAAUUUUUCUGAAGGCUCUCAGAAACUUGCUUGCGCGGACCUGUCUCGCCAGACAGAUCAAAUACUGCCUGUUUUCUGUGCUAAAGAUGGAUGUCAGUGAUCCACGCGAACGCAAGAAGCCCCAAAGUAACGUGAAUAACAUUGGCAGUAACAACAAAAACACUAACGCCAGUGCAAAAAAUAAACAGCAGCACCAGAACAAAAAAAAUAAGAAAAAGGAAAGCAAUAAUAACAAUAAGAAGAAGAGCCAGCAAGGCGCUGUCGGUGGGGCUGGCAGUGGAGAGCAAGAAAAAUUUAACCAAUGGAAAAAACGUGAUGAAGAACUGGUAGAUGACCUAUUUGAGAAAGAACUUCAAGAAGCACUCUUGCAGAGCCGGCUUGAGCAGGAAGGUCAAAAACAACAACCUUCGCCAGGCCCAACCGUAAACGGAGAUCAGGGCCUUGCUAACCGCAGAAGUCGAGUAACCUUAUCUCUAGCAGAGUUUCAUGAAAAAUUCGCAGAAGAACCCGCCGCAUUACAGCCAUCCCGGGAGCCACUGUCAAAGCUGUUGGCUCAGAUGAAGCAGCAAGAAGAGGAAGAGCAGGCCCUUCGAAGACAGGCGGCACGAGAGGCAGCUGCAAUCCUGACUAGGGAAAAAGUUGCCGACGAGGUACGGGAACGAGCGCAACAACCGCGCGUUGUUCCUCAGGAAGAGUAUGAUCGAAUGCUUGAAAUGAAGAAAAAACAAAUUGAGCACAUGGCCAAGGUAUUAAACCAGACACACAAAGAGAUGGCCGUACUACAAGAGCAGAAUGCAGACCUCGAGUUCAUGGUGUCCAAGGGUGAGAUGAGAAAGAAGGUGGAGUUGAUCCGCGAGGUCGAGGAGUUGAGGUUAGUUAAAGAUGAGCUGACCGAUCAGAUCGCCCAGCUGCAUGUCUCACUCGAGCAAGAGAAGUCAAAGGCCAAGGUGACAGGUUAACAACCAGGCUGUCCAUAGCUGGAGGAAAGAAGGCCAGUGAUGAAUGAAAGAGAUACAAUUUUUGCCUCGGAACGACCUCUACAUUUGACGACACGCAUGUUCUUGAAAUAUAAAAUAACUUAAAUUACACUAAAUGAAAAUAACAACUGUCUUACGCUUUUGGGAAAGGUCUAUUUAUUAUUCAGGUACAACUGAUUUGGUAACAGUUUGGAAUGUGCAUUUUACGAAUUUUUAUAGCUUCCUGUAGCAGUAUUUCACUCAUAAGCGAAGGCGUAUUGGCAAAUUAGAUGACUACUUAAUAUCAUAUUGGAAUACGCAUAAUAGUAUGCACUUGUCUAGCCCUGAGUAGGCCAAACUUUUGUGGUAGCGUAUAGCAGCUAAAGAGAUUCGAGUUACAAACCUUAAUCUUUUGGUCGAAUUAAAUGUAUUGUCCCUAUAGGUAGAGUGUUUGGUCACAAGAUUUGCUAGCUAUGCAGGAAUAUCGGCAUUUUCAUCAGGUAUCAAAGGACCUUUGUGGCUCGUCAUAUCCGUAUCGAAGUAUUUCACUUAUACGGUUGAACGGCCAUAAAAAGUCUUCUAUGGAAGUCGUCUUUAACUGUUUCUGGUAGACGAAUCCAAAGAUUGGUGCAAGAACUUUCGAUACCCCAUAUGCAAAUUUCCAAUGAAAUUUCUUGUUAAUACCCCUCUCAACUGACUCGUAAAUACGUUUGUUAACGCGUUGAGCUAGUCCACGGUCAGAUUCUGCGCUAAGGAGCGUGUUCAGAACUUAGGAGACCGUAUGACAAUUAUCCUAUUUGACAGUAUUCUAUUUGCUGAACUUACGCCAAAUCAUUGAAUUUCCUAGGUACGAACAAUCUGUCUUCAAUAGGCCUUCUAUUUUUCUUAACUUACUAUUUAUAUCGUAGUUAUG
Molecule: messenger RNA, 2453 nt
Organism: Varroa destructor (honeybee mite)
Lineage: Eukaryota; Metazoa; Arthropoda; Arachnida; Mesostigmata; Varroidae
Product: G kinase-anchoring protein 1-like
Biological process (GO): signal transduction
Cellular component (GO): Golgi apparatus
Source: RefSeq, a predicted model, not a curated record